Messenger RNA from Brassica napus (rape), 1864 nucleotides. Its product is annotated as probable pectinesterase/pectinesterase inhibitor 32. Lineage: Eukaryota; Viridiplantae; Streptophyta; Magnoliopsida; Brassicales; Brassicaceae. The coding region runs from base 149 to 1729 and encodes 526 amino acids. The record is from RefSeq and is a predicted model, not a curated record. Gene Ontology annotation, molecular function: pectinesterase activity; pectinesterase inhibitor activity. The transcript is spliced from 3 exons. Gene Ontology annotation, biological process: cell wall modification.
CCUUUCUUGCCUAACCAAGUACCCUCUCUUUCUCCUUAUUUCUUUCAUAAAUAAAACCAUACAUCACUCGCCUCUAUUCCUCAAUCUUUGAAAUAUAUUUUAGAGCGUGAGAAACACAAUUUGUUUCAUCUUUGCGAUUUCACCAGAGAUGAUAAAGUUAGGAGGACUGGUUUCAUCGACCUUUUUCCUCUUACUGACCCUCUCUCUGUGUUCUGCCCAAAAUGAUGUUUUUUCUUCUACAGGGUAUGUUCAAAUUGAGUGCUUGAGAGUACCGCCGUUGGAAUUUGCCGGAGCGGCAAAAACCGCCGUCGACUUAGUCAGGAAAGCCGGAGCUUUAGUGUCGAAAUUCGACAAGAAAUUUGGGAACUCACGAAUGGGCCAUGCCAUUCUUGAUUGCCUUGAUCUUCUUGAUUCUGCCUCUGAAGAGCUUUCUUGGAUCAUAUCUGCCUCUCAAAACCCCAACGGUAAAGACAAUAGUACAGGAGAUGUUGCUUCGGAUCUAAGGACAUGGAUAAGCGCCGCCCUUUCUAACCAGGACACCUGUCUAGACGGCUUCGAGGGCACUAAUGGAAUUGUCAAAAAAGUUGUGGCCGGUGGUCUAAGCCAGGUCGGUAAAACCAUCCAAAAUCUACUAACAAUGGUUCACUUUUCCUCCAAACCAAAAUCUAUGACCAAUAUAGCCCACAAGACAACCACCGCUCAUAGUGGCUUCAGUAAGUUUCCCACUUGGGUUAGACCCGGUGAUCGGAAGUUGCUACAGAUUGAUGGCUUAUCAACGGCGGCCGAUGCAGUUGUAGCAGCAGAUGGGACAGGAAACUUUACAACAAUAAGCGAAGCAGUGCUGGCCGCACCGGACUACAGUACAAAAAGAUAUGUGAUACAUGUGAAAAGAGGUAUAUAUGUCGAGAAUGUCGAGAUUAAGAAGAAGAAAUGGAACAUUAUGAUGGUCGGGGAUGGCAUUGAUGCCACCGUGAUCACGGGUAACCGAAGUUUCAUUGACGGUUGGACUACGUUCCGUUCUGCUACUUUUGCUGUUAGCGGAAGAGGAUUUCUCGCACGGGACAUAACGUUUCAAAACACUGCAGGACCAGAGAAACAUCAAGCGGUUGCAAUCCGGUCAGACUCAGAUCUCGGAGUUUUUUAUCGAUGUGCGAUGAGAGGUUAUCAAGACACUCUCUACGCCCACACAAUGCGUCAAUUCUUUAGAGAAUGCAUUAUAACAGGCACUGUAGAUUUCAUCUUCGGCGACGCUACAGCUGUAUUUCAAGACUGCCAAAUCAAAGCAAAACAAGGCCUACCAAAUCAGAAAAACAGCAUCACGGCUCAAGGACGUAAGGAUCCUAACCAGCCAACCGGAUUCAUGAUCCAAUUUUGUAACAUAACAGCUGAUACAGACCUACUUCCAAACUUAAAUACCACUGCUACUUACCUGGGUCGGCCAUGGAAACUAUAUUCUAGAACAGUGUUCAUGCAAAACUACAUGAGUGAUGUGCUCAAGCCCGAAGGAUGGCUCGAAUGGAACGGCAAUUUUGCGUUGGACACGUUGUACUAUGCCGAAUAUAUGAACAACGGACCGGGGGCUAGCAUUGACCUUCGUGUUAAGUGGCCAGGGUACCAUCUGUUGAAUACUUCGGCAGACGCUAUUAACUUUACGGUGGCACAGUUCAUACAAGGAAACUUAUGGUUGCCUGCAACUGGUAUCAAAUACACUGCUGGUCUAGCUUCGUAAAUUAAUCAAGUUGGAUAUAAUCUUUCACAUAGAGGUUUUUUGUUUUUUUUUUCCAUUUUAUUUAAUACUGUUUCAGUAAAAGUUGAACUACAUGUUCUGUAAGUCUAAUAUAUAUUUAAAGAGUAAUGUUUAUUU